GCAGCAAUUCCAGCAUGUCCACUACAAAGGUCCUUGAACCGUACAACAAUUGGCCAAACGAUGCAGGCUUUGAGCCUGGCCACGAAGAACGUUCUCCUGUGGAACUACAAGUGACAGGAACAAUCCCAUCGUAUGUUUCUGGCACCCUGUACAGAACGGGUCCAGGUGGUUAUCAGGUCAAAACAGACGUUGGAACCACUUACUCCGUCGACCACUGGUUUGAUGGGUUUACCCAGAACCAUCGUUUCCAAAUCAUUUCCUCUCCCGGCAGUCCUCCACGCGUACUUUAUAACUCGAGGUUUGCUGUGGACUCCCUCAUCGAGACCAUUCGCAAGACUGGAAAACUGGAUGACUUUAAUUUUGGUCAGAAACGCGACCCAUGUAUCAGUUUUUUCAGAAAAGUGAUGAGCAUGUUCGUCCCUGACAACAGUCCCAAAGCCAUUGCACACGCCAACAUCGGUGUCACUCUGUCCGCCAAUCCACCUGGUCUCAAGGACAUCACUGGUUCCGCCAAAAAGUCAAAGAGUGACGGACAUGCUUCGGGCAUCCAAACUCUCUGGACGAAAACCGAUGCUGCUGUUUAUCGGCAAAUCGACCCAGAGACUCUAGAGCCCAUUGGCUUUGCCGAUCAGAAGUCCCUCCAUCACGAGCUUGUCGGCCACAUGUCUGCUGCACACGCAAAGUCCGAUCCCGUCACCGGUGACAUAUUCAACUACAAUCUCGAUGUCGGCAGGGCUCACACGUACAGGGUGUUUCGUGUCUCCGCAGAUACCGGCGAAACAGAGAUACUCGCCACAAUCACAGAUGCCCGUGGUGCCUAUCUGCACUCGAUGAUGAUCACCGAGAACUACAUCGUUCUCUGUAUUUGGUCGGCUCAUUACGCUUGGGGAGGCGCCAAGAUCCUCUGGGAUAAGAACAUGCUCGAUGCUAUUGGUACUUUUGACCCGUCGAAGAAAGCGUUGUGGUAUGUCAUUGACCGCAGGCAUGGAAAGGGUGUUGUGUCAAAAUACGAAACCGACCCCUUCUUCUGCUUCCACACCAUCAACGCUUGGGAAGAGCCUUCCCCUUCUAACCCCUCCCAAACCGAUAUUGUUGCUACUCUUUGCGCAUAUGAGAACCUUGAUGUUCUUAAACGCUUCUAUUACAGCAAUAUCAAAUCGACUUCCCCGGACUCUCUCGAGUACAUGGGCGAAAGGGGUGACAUAACACGCCCUAACCUGCGUCGCUGGCGUCUCCCGUCGAUCGGUUCCUCUGAAGGAUCUCGCGCCGCUGUUAGCGAGCACAUCGCACCCAAGGCCCACUCCUGCGACUUGCCCUCCAUAAAUCCGCGGUUCAUCGCGAAACCGUCGCGUUAUGUCUAUGGCGCAUCAGACAGGGGGAACAGUACGUUCUUUGAUGGGCUAGUCAAGUACGACAUGCAGUCUAAGAACCCCACAUAUUGGCAUGUGCAGGGGCAAAAUCCUGGCGAGCCCGUGUUUAUCGCUAACCCGGUGGGGGUAGAUGAAGAUGAUGGCGUGCUGCUUUCUGUGGUCUUGGAUGGUCACAAGACGAAGAGCUAUCUGUUAGUUUUGGACGCGAGGACGAUGGAGGAAGUAGGCAGAGCGAGCAUGGAGACUGUGGUAGGGUUCGGUUUCCACGGAACCCAUUUCCCUCAAACUGCAGCGGGAACUCCCAGCGUCGAUACUUGAGAUACUUUCAUUAUAUCCGAGAUGGGCUUCAGCAGGGAUUUACGGUCGGCUUAACAGUUAUGACCAUUUAUGUGCACGUGUCUUAUUUCUUAAGUUGUUUUUUAUGUUCGAGGGUUAUUGCUUAUUAUUUAUGUCUGAUUUAUGUAUCGAGGGAGAGCUGUUCUCCACGUAGUGUACUUUAUACCAACGCCCUGUUCAAUAAAAACGAGUGUUAUAUUUAUGAAGGAAUGUGGUAUCCGAGACUUGACAUGUGUAAGAACCAUUAUGCAACAAACACCAUCACUUUGAAAGAGGUCCACGUAACGUUGGGUCGACAUUUUGCUGUCCAAGCGCCUUGGGAGGGAGUUUCGGCAUAUCGAUGUGUGGCACGGACAUUCGAGGUGGCAUGCGCUGAGAGACUGAACGUAUAAUUCCAAGUAUAUUGACCGGUUGUUGAGCAGCGGUAACCUUCGAACUCCACAUCAUAUCCGUCGUGAUAUCCUUGGAGGCCAGAGGUUUCCGAAUAUUCCGUACGUUGUCGGUGUUGCUGACCAAAGGACGUACAUUACCAUCGCUGCUAUCUUGGAUGUUCGCCCCGAAUAUGCCAUCCUUGAGUGGAUCCGGGGAGCCUUUGCUCGCGCAGUUAUGCGGAGUGUACGGUGCUGACCGUCCCAUGAUGGGAGGAGGCCACUUGGGAGAUUGGGGUAUCAUGAAAGGGGUGAUACUAUUUUCCUUUGUCGAUUCGACCUGUGACGACGUUAAAGGUCAGCAGCGCAGGAGGAGAUGAUGCGAUCAAUUACGAACAUCAGGUCGGGGAUCCGCAAGGGUGCCCUUAUCGCCGUUCCGCACUGGGGAUGGAGACCCGGC
Molecule: messenger RNA, 2534 nt
Organism: Serpula lacrymans var. lacrymans S7.9
Lineage: Eukaryota; Fungi; Basidiomycota; Agaricomycetes; Boletales; Serpulaceae
Exons: 2
Coding region: 15-1688 (557 amino acids)
Biological process (GO): carotene catabolic process
Molecular function (GO): carotenoid dioxygenase activity
Source: RefSeq, a predicted model, not a curated record